Xiphophorus couchianus (Monterrey platyfish) is the source of this 1726-nucleotide messenger RNA. Its product is annotated as G-protein coupled receptor 26-like. The record is from RefSeq and is a predicted model, not a curated record. Gene Ontology annotation, cellular component: membrane. Bases 227 to 1366 code for a protein of 379 amino acids. Gene Ontology annotation, biological process: adenylate cyclase-activating G protein-coupled receptor signaling pathway. Gene Ontology annotation, molecular function: G protein-coupled receptor activity. The transcript has 3 exons. Lineage: Eukaryota; Metazoa; Chordata; Actinopteri; Cyprinodontiformes; Poeciliidae.
GAGCGGGAAUAAGCACAGAAAGCUCCGUUUGUAAUCUCAUCUGCAGUAGCUUUUCACUCCGGGUUAAACAGAAGUUGUUACCGUUGGGAUUAAGGAGACUUUUGUCAGCAGUUCCGUGAAAAAGCACAGCUAGCACACUUUGUCUGUGAUGCAUUUUUAACCGACAGGAAAUCCUUGUUUGGACAUUUCAGCACUGGACAGCGGUCCGCGCGCGAGGGCGUUCGGCAUGUGGCAGGGCUGGUUUGUGACGGCUGUAGGUGGGCAGGAGCUGAGCGCGUGGAGGACCCUCCACAGCAUCCCCCCCACCGAGGCAGCAAACACGGGACUGCAGGAAAUGAGCAUCCCGCAGUUCCUCCUGAAGGGCUCCGUCGUGGUUUCGGCAGUUGUCGCGCUCUUGACGAACUUUUCGGUGCUGCUAUGCUUCACCCAGAGCGCAGAGUUACGAUCCCACGUUCCGGGGAUCUUCACCCUAAAUCUCUCCAUCUCCAACGUCAUCCUCGCUCUCAUCAACAUGCCGGCCACUUUUCUCGGCGUGGCCAGCAGCGCGAAGCCCCUCAGGGACCCGCUGUGUCGCGCCGUGAGUUUCACCGAGACUUUCAUCACCUGCAACGCCAUGCUGAGCAUGGCCGCGCUCAGCGUGGACAGGUGGGUGGCGGUGGUGUUUCCUCUCAGGUACUCCAGCAAGAUGCGCUACCGGGACGCGCUUGUGAUCGUGUCCUACUCCUGGCUCCACUCCUUCACUUUCUCCCUGAUCCAGCUGAUGAUGGGCUGGGGGGCGUACAGCCACACGUACGCCUCCUGCACGCUGCACCUGGACGCUGAGGCGGCGUCGCAUCGGAGUGCCUAUGUCACCUUCACGGCGCUGUUCCACUGCAGCAGCUUCGCGCUCUGCCUCUUCGUCCUCUGCUUCGCCUACCUGAAGGUUCUGAGAGUCGCCAGGUCGCACUGCAAGAGGAUAGAUGUCAUCACAGUGCAAACUCUGCUUCUGCUGGUGGAUAUUCACCCCAGUGUAAAGGAGAGGUGUCUGGCCCAACAAAGGAAGAGAAGGCGGCGAGCCGCUAAAAAGAUCUGCAUCUUCAUUGGUUCCUUCAUCAUCUGCUUUUCACCGUAUGUCGUAACGAGGCUUGUAGAAUUGUUGCCCUCGGUGGAUGUGCCCCGACAUUGGGGCAUUGCUACCAAAUGCUUGGUCUAUGCCAAGGCAUCCAGCGAUCCAUUCGUUUACUGUCUUCUGCGACACCAGUACAGGAAGGUCCUGGUGAACGUCAUCUGCCGCUUAGUGAGAAAGGACCACUACUUCCUGUCUGCGCACAGCACCAGCAGCGUGUGGGACACCUCGGAUGAAAACUUUCCUGAGAGGAUAACUUGAAGUCACCUGGUUUGAGUUAGUUGAUUCUUUUGUGUCUUGUCAAGGGAGAGGGCAAACGUUAGUGUUUGGAGAAGAGGUCAAGGCCUAGCCCAGGGAGGUCACUUGAACACACCGCUCUGGUACAAAGACCAAGUAAAUCUCAAAGUGUCCCAGACUCUACCGCUGUCUGCAUGGCUGCUAUGUUGGUGCGCUGAAAACUAAAGCAUCCUGUUUAUCACCAUCUUGAUGUGUCUCUGGAGUGAUGUAAUAGUGAUCUUUGCAAGAGACUGUUGGAAAAAUGUUACAGCUGAUAUUAUUUCUUGUGUUAAUGAAGUGUUAUUGUUGUGCACAAAAUAAAAAUAAAUGUGUGAAGCUAUUAAA